Messenger RNA from Trametes versicolor FP-101664 SS1, 940 nucleotides. RefSeq lists its product as uncharacterized. The transcript is spliced from 5 exons. The record is from RefSeq and is a predicted model, not a curated record. Bases 57 to 704 code for a protein of 215 amino acids. Lineage: Eukaryota; Fungi; Basidiomycota; Agaricomycetes; Polyporales; Polyporaceae.
CUUCCCUCCACCACGCCCACUCUCCAUCACAACCAUCCGGACGCGCGAUUGGCACAAUGAGGAAAACGUCUUAUGUGGUCGCCUUUUUUGCGGUCAUCGCGACCAUGCUUCUGAACUCCUUCUCGAUGCAGCGGCCCGACUGGCUCGUCGUGCACGACGCGGACAUCAUCCACAAGUCCGUCGUUGUCGAAUACGGCCUCAGCCGCCGCUGCGAGCUCAAGGUCGUCGAGAUUCCAAGCGGGGACGGCGGUCACAUCACAUACACGAACUACGACUGCCGGCCCUUCCCCUUGCGCGUCACCGACGGCUGCGAGAAGGAGAACAAGCAGUUUUGCGUGAUCUGGGGCACCGCAAGCUACUUCGCAAACCUCGGCGUCGGCUUUGCCGUCGUUGCCUGCCUCGCGAUUGGCUUUGGGGUCUCGACCCACUCUCGUAGGAGGCGUAUCUGGAAGUCGGUGUCUGUGUUGGUCGCGCUGCAUGUGCUGUCCCAAAUCAUUGUAUUCGCCGUCAUCACGCACCUCUAUCGCACAGACGCAUUCCCGACCUUCGAGCACGCUCGUCCUGGCUGGGCGUACAUACUCAACACCUUGUCCUGGGUCUUUGGUCUCUUGGUCAUGUUCGGCGUGGUGACCACUGGAAUGUCUGCUGAGAGGGGCCAUCGCUGGGCUGCCGGAAACCGGGCAUAUCAGCCCAUCGCUGGUUGAGGACCUACGCUUGGAUCACUCUUUGCUGGACGGACAUACCACUAUCCCCGCUCUAGAUGUUGCAAUUAUGAAACACCCUGCUCUCUGCUUUCCUUAUCUCCCCUUAUGAUUGCGACUUGUAUAUCUAGCUCCAGUCUGCUCGGAUGAUUCUUUCGUUUGUUACCCAACCCGCUGUAUAGUCUGCUUGACUAUUCGAGAUUCCCUCUGUCCAGUAAUAUCAUAUGAUCCGCCAGCCC